Messenger RNA from Pelobates cultripes (western spadefoot toad), 41443 nucleotides. The record is from the annotation of a GenBank genome assembly. NCBI's taxonomy places the organism in Eukaryota, Metazoa, Chordata, Amphibia, Anura, Pelobatidae.
AUGAGCGCCCCCUACAGCAAGGAUAGGGCACAUGGGAAGCUCCAGGUAAGUCUAAACACAACUAAUUCUGAAUCAGAGAGAACCUAUGUCAGGGGAGUGGAACAUUUGGAUCCCAAUCCCAAUGACUCUCAGCCAGUCAGGAAAACUAGCCUUGUGAGUUCUCAGAGGUAGCCAUCACUUCUCUCAGCAUAAGACCAGGAGUAAACAUUUUCUAAAGAAAAAAAAUAAUACACUUAAUAGGUUUAAUCCAGUAUUGUGUAUAUUUGUUGGUAUCUUUGUACAGUAUUUGGUAAAAAUGUACUUUAGCGUAUUUUAUUAUUUUUACCAUUCCAUCCUUCAUUUUUUUUUUUUUUUUUUAUGGCUACCUCAUGUAAAUCCUUAAUAGAAUGUACUAUUAAGGAGGAACACCUGAUUGUUUGUUUGAUUAUUUAAAAUAAAAAUCAACAUUGUGCCUUGCUCAAAAUCUUACAUGUGAACGAAAUGGUAAUUAAUGAAAUACGCUAAAAUACACUUUUACCCAGUAUUUUACAAAGAUUUGGUUUCUCACCAAGAUAUGUUUAUUGAUUUGUACACAAAUUUAUUUUUAGCGGGUACGAAUAAAUACAUUUCUCUUUAACCCAGCCCAAAUGAAGUGCUCCAUCCGAGAUUAUGUGUUGUCUUAUUCAACCGGAAUUCUUGAACGAAUUGAUAAAUUCAGGCGCAGUUUAAAAAUUCCUUCUUGCAGCUGAAAAGGAUUUGUGCACAAAUCUAAUAACUUGGAAUCGAAGGUCAUUUUAUCUUGUAGGUUUAUUAACCUCUGUGAGUGCAAUUUGGACAUGUUUACGCAGAUUUUGUUUUUUAUUAACCUGUGUUGAUUUUGGGAUAGUCUGUGAUGGACAUUGUUUGUCUACAGGGAAAUGCUAUCACCCCUUGUAGUGGUGGAAAUAUCCCUCUUUGGCAAAGCAAAAGCCGCAAUGUUUUGACUGUGUGUCUUCAUCAAACAAUAAGCAUUUUCCUGGGGAGCUGGAUCAGAUGUGAUUUGUAGCUGGACAGAUGUAUUUAAAGGAUCACUAUAGUGUCAGGUAAACAAAGCGAUUUUCCUGACACAAUAGUGCCCUGAGGGUGCCCCCAGCCUCAGGGUCCCCCUCCCGUGGCGCCAAAGGGGUUAAAACCCCUUCAGCAGCUUACCUUAAUCCAGUGCCGGGCUCCCUAGGCGCUGGUGACCUCUCCUCCCCCGCCGACGCCAGCUACCGAGUGGAGCGGCAUAUGCGGCAAGUGCCGCACGCGCAUUCAAACAGUUCAUAGGAAAGCAUUUCUCAAUGCUUUCCUAUGGACGCUCUGCACAAUGGAUGUGAAAUUCGCAUCCAGCGUCGCAGAUGCGCCUCUAGCGGCUGUCAGGAAGACCGCCACUAGAGGUUGGAUUAAGCCCUAAUGUAAACAUAGCAGUUUCUCUGAAACUUCUAUGUUUACAUGUGAAGGGUUAAAACCUGAGCGACAUUGCACCCAGACCACUUCAUUGAGCUGAAGUUGUCUGGGUGACUAUAGUGUCCCUUUAAUUUACCCCUGAGGUAUUCCUUGGCAGUUAUUUUCUCAGGAUAUUUGCACUACCUAGCCAGCUGUGUUCAGUAUCUUUCGGUACUUUAAUUGUUGUGGCUUACAUCUGCCAAAAGGCUUUACAGCCAUAAUGCUGGCAAAGCAUUAGGGGAGAUGUAGUCCACAACAUCUGGAGUGCUAAAGGUUGCCUUCUCCAGAAUAUUGUUAACUCCGUCAGCCCCAACGGGAGAGGGACACUCCAGGAGCCUAUAGUGCCAGGAAAACGGGUUUGUUUUCCUGGCACUAUAGGAUCCCUUUAAAGAAAAAAAAGCUGAAUUAGAUAAAUCAACUAGACUAAACCAAUUAGACCAACUUUGUUUUAUUUUUUUUUGCUUUUUUAAUGUAAAUGUUGAAAUUCACUUUGAAUACUUGACAAUUCACAACCCUGUAUAGGAAAUUUUGUGCAACAAAUUCUCCUUCAUUUUCAUCCCUCAAUCUAAGGUCACCCGAUUAAAGGGACAUUCCACUUCCCAAAUACAAAAAAUAACUAGUAGAUUUAAUCCAGCACCUCUAUCCAGCACCAAGGUCCCUCAGCACUGGUUCUGGCUCUGCCUCCUCUGAUGUCACGGUAAUAGGGGAACCUUAUGUUGCGUGUGCAUUAGCGUGUGCAUUUAAUCAAUGCAUUUCUAUUGAGUAUUCACUGACACUGGUUGUCCUCAUGCAGAGGUAGACAGACAAUCACUAAAGGCUAAAGAAAAGAGUUACUUGCGCACUAUUCCACAUGCAUAUUUAAAUAACUGGAGGUUUUUAGUAUCACUCCAAUGGCCAUUAGAUGUAUGCCUACCUGCCACGUCACUAAAGGUUGUAAACAUUGCAAUUUGUCUAAAACAACGUGGGAAAAGUUUAUUUGUUGUUUUUUAUACAGCGUGGGAACAGUUUUAAGUAAGUGACCCUCGGGGGCAGUUAUUCUCAAAGUUGCAAGGGUAGGCCUUCAGUACUACUUUUACCACUGUUAUUGCACUGCGCAAUUAACACACUUGUUGUCUAUUAUGACAGAACAUACUUGCAGGGCACAUUGUGAGGGUAUUUGUCCUCCCUGGCAGGUUAUUGGCAUAUAGACAUAUGGUAUGGGAAUAAAGCAUGUGAACACCUGACCAUCACACCUAUAUGAGCCUGUUGGACAUCCAUUUCAACAUAGAGGGCAUUAGUAUGAAUUUGGCCUGACAGACAAUUCUUUUCUGGGAAAGCUUUCCUCAGGAUUUUGGAUUGUGUCUGUAGGAAUUUGUGCUCAUUCAGCCAAAAGAGCAUUUGGUCAGAUUCUGAUAUUUAAUGUAAAAAUGUCUGAUACACAAUUGUCUUUACGAUUCAUUCAAAGUAUUCAGUGGGGUUGUAACAACCCAGUUGUCCAAAAUGACUUUUUAUCAUCUAACAUUAAUAUGACCAUUCACUAAUUAAAAGGGGGACAGCCCAAAUCCUGAAAAAGUCCCCUAGGCCAUUAUCCUUCUUUCACUAAACCUUACAGUAUGCACUAUGCACUCCAGUAGGGUUUCUUAGAACCCAGCAUACCCAGAUUAUUCCACCAGGCUGCCAGAAAGUGAAGUGUAGUUCAUCACUCCAGACAACAUGUUUCCUCUGUUCCGUACUCCAGUGAUGGUGUGCUUUACACUACUCCAGACAGUGCUUGGAAUUACACUUGGUGAAGUGAAACUUGUGUGAAUUUACACACACACAAAAAAAGUUAAAAUUCAGACUAAAAUAGCCAAUCGUCGAGUUAGAGAAAUUUUCCAGGUUUGCGAUAUUGGCCAAAAUGUUGUGAUUUCUUUUUCAGUUCUUUGUUACCACUGGUUUGAAUAAACCCCUUAGUACAAUGCAGACAGACUGUGUUGCAGAAACCUUGUUGACAGUUUUACUGUAAAUGCCUGUUCUCUUCAUCACACCCUGUUCAAAAAUGCAGUGACAUAUAUGAUUUUCCUCAUAUUAAUUUACAUGUCAAAGAGAAACUCAUGUAACCUGUUAGAACAAUCGUGAUCACAAAUGUAAGACCUGGUUGUAUUCAGUGCCAGACUGGGAAUGCAAAGCAGCCCUGGAAAAUUAAUGUAUUCCAGCCCUAAAAGUAACUGUGCCGUGUGUGUGUGUGUGUGUGUGUUUAUAUGUGUGUGUAAUAAAUAAAUAUAUAUAUAUAUAUAUAUAGAUAUAUAUAUAUUAAUAUUACACACACACUUAAGUGAUAAUAUUAAAUAUAACUUCAUAACAUUUAAAAUAUGGGUAUGUCUUGCUACACCAGAUGAUUGAGUUAUUAUAUUGAAGUGGUCAUAGUAUUAGUUAUUAUUGGUAUGCUGGCAUCAUUAAAAAUUACACAGUCUCACUGACACACACAAUAUCACUAACGCACACAGAUGACCUUACUGGUACGCACAAAGAAGCUUACUACAGAGCUCUCUGGUAUACACACAGAAGCUUACUACAGACAAGCUCACUGUCACACACACACACACACGCUCUACAGACAAGCUCACUGACACACAAGCUCUCUGACACAAACACAAGCUAACUGACUAGCAGUCACAUACACACAGAAGAAUACGGUCAUUAAUGGGCUGCUGAGUAUUUGAAGCCUACUUGGCACUGAAGGCUGUGGGAGCACUGUGAGUUGAAAUUGCCAUUUUCCGGGCCCCUUUCUGCUGGUGACAUGAGCUGCUUGAUUCUGGGAACAGAGCUUAAUGUGGGAGUGGAGGAGAAGAGGCUCAUAAAAGCUGCUGGGAAUUGUGAAGGGACACUUACAGUGCUCUCUCCGGCCGCCUUUAGCCUUGAUGUGGUUGCACCAGCCCCCAGCACCUCCCUCCUUAAAGGGACACUAUAUUUUUAAUAUCACUAUUUAGGCUCCCAGCUUCCUGUCCGCAAAGUAAAAUGUGUACAACUCACCUUUAUUCCAGUGCUGCACGGGUGUCCCUAUGACUGGCCCCACACCUGCACCACCUCAUUGGCUGAUAGCAUCAAAAUUAACAAUCUCAGCCAAUUCAAUGCUUUCUUUCCCUUAAGAAAGCAGUGGAAUGCUAUUGUGCAUGCGCAACAAAGUGCUGUGACAGUCAGCAUCUCCUUAUCUCUGUCUGAGUGACUGCUACUUUCUCUGAAAAGGCAGUGUUUAUAUUAAAAAAACCUGCAGGGAUUUACUAUACACACCAGAACCACUACAUUAAACUGCAGUUUUUCCAGUGACUAGUGUCUCUUUAAUUCUUCAAGGGGGGAAAUUACUAUUUAAAUGGCAUGAGGGCUGCCUGCCCAGGUGCCUCAGCCCACCUGAAUAUUUCCCAGUACCCCAGUGGGCUGCCUGUAUUUAUUCCUUCAUUUUAUAGUAAUCUGUAUUAAUAAAUGUCAUAAUUUUAUUUCAGCAUAUAAUGGGGUAUUCAAAUUCCUUCAGUUGUUAGUAAAUUAGGACUAGCAAAGAAUCAUGUUGGUUGUAGUUCAUCAGCUGGCAACUGCAUUUUGGGGACCUCUGUCUUGGAAUUCUGGCUGCUAUAUGCUGUGUGUAAUCUUGGCUAGUAAAGAUUCAUGUGAAUUACUAAUUGCUAUUCUGACAUAUGAAGAGACAAUGUAGGACUAUGACCACUUCAAUGUAUUAAAGGCUUUAUGGUGCUUGGAUUCCACAGAAUCACAGCCGUCAGUGAGAUAUGACAGAGGUGCCAUACCAGGGGUAGGGGCAGUGAUUGCCCGAGAGCGCUCAGCUAAAGCUCUAAGCCAAUCCCUGAUCAAUAUGUCCAGUAUGUUGUGAAGGGGAGCGUAGCUCUGCCUCUGCCAUAUUAUCAUUGGAGGUCUGGCUUCAGGCUGUUGGGACCACAAAUCUCUACUGAAUGGUGAGUAAAGCAUUUAGCAAUGAUGUGGGACCCAGCAUCCACAGUCCUUCAUUGGCUAUGCUUUGCUCCACAGACACUUUCAGGUUCUCCUGCAGGAGAAGACCAGAUGUGGUACGGGUACCCAACAGAACUAAAACAGUUUGGCAUCUUACCAUGGUGUGGUGCCACCACAUUUCUGGCACUGUAAUUAAUAUAGCAGGCUGUAAAGAUUACGUUUCUUAGAUUGUUCAUUUAACAGCAUGCAAUUCACACGCAGGGAUGUGUGACUAGGGCUGUAUAAACAAAGUGAUUUAACUCCUAAAUUGCAGUAAAUUAAGCAGUGAGACACAGGGGCAUGACAUCAAAACUGCUUCAUUAAGCUAGAGCUGUUUUGGUGCCUUUAAGUUUAAUAUAAUUGGUAUUAAUAUGUGUAAUAAAGAUUGCACUUACAAUUAUUAUUAAUGUAAAAAGGGAAUGAGGGGGUAAUUGAGUAAAAUCUCAAGCAGCCGGGGGAGCAUGCUAUAACUUAAUAUUCAAAGGUAACCUUGCAUACAGUUACAUUGUAUAAUAACAACAAUCAUUUACAACUGCUGAUUGCUUCAUUCAUCAAAAGAAAAUAUAGAUGGAACCAGUCUGUUAGUAACACUGCAUCUUCUGUUAGUUUGCAGACUAGAUUUAUUUGUUUUUGAAAAUAAUUACAGAUAACUUCAGAACUACCGGUACGUAUAAGAUUAAAGGGAUACUGUAAACCCAUCUUAUUAAAGUUGUGAUAGAGCCUGCAGUCCUGCUCCCCACAUCCUACUGCCCCAAACCCAAUAUUAAAAUAAUUAGAAGGCUUGGAAGCGCGGCUCCAACACACACCUUUAACACACCUGACUCUCAUACUGUAACAUCUUGCGUGCAUAGUGUCACACACAGUGUCAUCAUGGUCAGCCUUAGAGAAUAAUCGAAUACAAAGAUUCUCUAUGGAGGAAUCAUGAGUACAGGGAGACGAGCUCCGCGUUUGUGCCCUUGCUCCCCAGUGCUCCUCUAUGAGGAGCAUUGGAUUUGUCCGUCAUCCUGGAUGGAUGGAUGCCUCCAGGAUGACGUAACCCGAGUAGAAAGUCAUGACAACGCCAAGGGAGACCGGGGAAUGGAGAGCUGAAGAAAAGGUGAGUACUUACAUUUUUUUUAUUGUUUUCAUUUUCUUAUUUGUAUAAAUGGGAGGGGGAAUACAGACAUGUAUUCUAAACGCUACAGUGUUCCUUCAUCACUGCUGUACAUGGGCGUAGUGGUUAAACUCCGCACUCUCAUAGGCUACAACUAUUGUUGUGCCAGGAUACCUGCGUUUUGAGUGCAGUAUAUAUAACACAUCACUUUUUGUGUCCGCUGUAGCUCACCAUAUGUUUUGUAUUAUGUUUUUGUUUCUGACACCCGCCAACACAGAUUGAUUUCAUGUUACUUUGGAAUAUUUUAGAAAAGUAUUUUUGUGAGAGGCUACAGUAAAUGUAAGGUUUAUUUUAACAUUCUGUCCGUGUUUUGUUUUGUUUUAUUUUAUGUGGGUGUUUUCACUUUACACUUUUGUGUUCAUUAUUUUUCAACUCUUACACCCUCACAAAGAUGUUCUGUAGUCACAUUUUCUGGGUUCUAGAACAAUGCAGAAGUAAUAAAUUCCCAUGAUCUUUAACACUUGUGGAUUACAGGUAUUUACAGGAGACUACUUCAAUGUAACAUCUGUUAAAUAAUAACCACUACGUUCCUAUUGCAUAACUUCUUGUAUAAGCUUUUUAUAGCACUGUGUAUUGCAAUGACCCUUCUCUGUGGUAAAAUUGUGCAUUAAAAUGUCUUUUUAGAGGCAGACACGGUUUAUUUAUUUUCUUUUUUGUUUUGUUGUGUUUGCACCUGCAAGGCACUAGUUUGGGAAGUUGCCAAUAUUUGAACAGGUCUUGCUUGUUUGCUUUCUUUGCCAGCAGUGCCAUUGUGACCUUUAAUUUGUGUUCAAGGAGUUCUCGAUGAAAACUGGAAACAAAAUUGUUUAUUUUAUUAAAGGAAUGCAAUAUUGUUAGCAAUACAAAUAUAUGUGCCUGAUGCUAUAGUGUCCUGCUACCUGUUUAGAUUACUGACGCCCACCCACAAACACACACACAUACACACACACACGUAGUAAAAAAGCGUGUAGCAUUGUGUAUAUGCAGAAAUAUAUGUUAGCCCAAUAUUUGUGUGUGUGCAGAAGUUUGUAUCAGGGUGCAUAAUGUGUGUAGCAAUGUAAGGCGUGUUCAUGUUGUGUGCAUGCUGUGUGUACGCAGUGUAUAGUAGUGUGUGCAUGCUGUGUAUAGCAAUGCAUGUCGUGUGCAUGCUGUGUAUACGCAGUGUAUAGUAGUGUGUGUGUGUAUGAAGGGUAUAAUAGUGAGUGCAUACUGUGUCUGAGUGGGUGUUUGUCAUUGCGUGUGUAUAUAGCAAUGUGUGUACCUGCCAUGUAUAACAGAGGUUGAUAUAUUAGCUCCGUUUUUCUCAACCCUCGCCCAGAAUUCCAGUCUGAUAAAAUUAAUGGCCUUUGCAUUGCUGCUAUUUUUGCAAAACGGGCACGGGCCCAACAGCCUUAAACCCUAGUUGUGACGGUGAAAUACUGGCCAGUUGGCAGCCCUACUUGGCUAUCAUCUAGAAAGAUUGAUGUUCUCAGUCAAUAUAGUGCUUCAAAAAGGUGUGCCAAUCAAUUGCUCUCUAUGAGCAGCAUUUGAUUUCAAACUCUCUCAUAUCUCACAAUGGAAGCACCCCUUAUGGCUGUAGAGGUGUGUUUAACCCUUUAAUGAUACACUGCAGGAUUAAAAGGACCCUAGACUCAGAUCACUUCAUUGAGAUUAAGUGGUCUGGGUGCCUUUAAUGUUCAUUUAAAACCACUCUACUGAUUUAAAAUAAAUAUAUAUUAUUUCUAAUAUUUAGUAGGCGCAACCCCAAGUGUUUUUUUAUUUUUUUUGGGGGAGGAGCAUAUGAAAAAAAUAAGCUUGCAAAAGCAGCAGGUCUUGUGCUCCCCCCCUUUUAUCUCUAGCACCAACUUUUAAUUUGUGCUAGCAGAUUGACCAAUCAGAGGCUUUUCAAUGAGCCCAUUGAGAAGUAUUAGCAGGUACGCUGUUGCCUUGGUGACCUGCCAAAGAGAAAUGGAAGAGGAAGCAAAUAGGUUGCCAGCUUGGGAAGUGUGUUGGCACCCAUUUACAAUAUUCUAUUAAAAUCGGCACUUUCAUGAAUUGAACUAACAAACAAACAAACAAGAAACAGACUUCACACAAGUCACUUGCUGAAGUCCUUUUUAUGUUUGAAGUAUUCCUUUAUUUCUUUAAUAAAAGAGAUUGUCAUUAGUGAUGUCCCGAACGGUUUGCCGCGGACGGCGAACAUAUGCGGUAAACUUUGACCCUGUACCUCACAGUCAGCAGACUCUGCCUGGAGAAGUGGUUUUAUCAGAGUCUGUACAGAUGUUUAAACAGCAACUGGAUGCAUACUUGCUAAAAAAAAAACAAAACAAAAAAACCUUUUUGAUCCAAGGAGAGAUCUGACUGCCAUUCUGGGGUCAAUAAGGAAUGUCUUUGCUUGUUUGUUGCAGAUGUGAAAGUGCUUCAAACUGGGUUUGUUUGCCUUAUUUUGGAUCAACAUCAAAAAACAGAUAUGUGAGAGCUUAAACUUGGACUGUCUCUUUUUUUAGCCUGUGUAACAUAACUAUAGUCCUGUAAAAACAAAAACAAAAAAAACACAUAUUUUUGGUUUAACCCCUUCCCGACAUCUAUGCUGUCCCAUCUGCGUUAAACCAGACUGUAAGGAGGAUGGCAUGAAACUUUAGUUGCACUUGAUGUAAGCUAUUUUAUUUAAAAAAAAAUUCAUUAUUAUUAUUAUUAUUUUUUAAUGUAAAAACACCACCACCAAAAUAUAACAGAUCAGAGUAUAUUUAUGCAUCCACAGGGGAUUUCCAAUUGUUAAAGUUUAUUAUAUACAUGAAAGAAAAAAUAAAUAACAACAUAGAAUAGUUCAACUCCAGCAGAAGUAAAAACCAGAGUUAAAACAAAUAAUCCGUAUCCCUUAGAAAGGGAGGAGUGCCAGUCACAGUUAGAGGUGGCAGUGGACUCCAGACUUCACUAAAAAAGCUAAAAUCAUUAUAUCUAUUGGGCGCUUUAGUGAGUAACGGCAGAAGCCGUGUAUACCAUUAAUCUUUUUUUGUUUUUAUUCAUAUAGUAUAUGAAUAAAUUGGUAUAUGAUAUCUUGUGUUUUUUGUGCUAUAAGAGAUAUCUCUAAGUGUGACUCCUAGAUCCCCCCCCCUUUUUUAGUAAGGGAUAAACAUUAUAUGUUUUAAUUAUGGGUUUUACUUCUGCUUUGGUAUAUUUGACGAAGUUGCACUAUUAUUUGUUAUAUCUUUUUUUAUUUUAUGUACAUACUUCACCCUAACGAUUGGACAUCCCCAGUGGAUACAUAAGUAUACCCUGUUCUGUUAAAUUUUAGUGGUGGUGUUUUUACAUUAAUACUGCUCCACUUUUUACACUUUGGUAAAGGGCUAAAGAAAUUCCAUUUUUAUAUUAUAGUAUCUAGAACAGAGAAUUGGCUGGAAGCACAGAGAGAGGGAGAAUGGGUGGAGAAAUGGAAAAUCGUUGCUGUAAUUGAUGGGAUGUUGAAUGUUUAAUGCAUGAGUCACUUUUUGUGUGUAGUGAAAUUCAUGGUUUGCUUUGAAUAUUGAAUUGUCUGCUGUUGGUAAUUAUACAAUAUUUAACAUUAUGAUUUAAAUACAUGUUAACACAGUCUAAAUGUUUUUCUUGCAUGUAUUAACAUAUACAAGGGGAGUGGCACGCUUUCAUGAACCCAAGUGAACACUUAAAGCAGGAAGUAGGGAACCUUCGGACCUCCAGAUGUUUUGGACUACAUCUCCCUUGAUGCUUUGCCAGCAUGAUGACUGUAAGAGCAUUAUGGGAAAUAUAGUGCAGAACAUCUGGAGGGCUGAAGGUUUCCCACCACUGACUUAAAGGGAUACUACAGUUAUCAGAACAACUAUAGCUUAAUGUAGUUAUUCUAGUGAGUAUAGUAUGUCUUUGCAGGCAUUUUAAUGUAAACACUGCCUUUUUUGAGAAAUGUCAGUGUUUACAUUGUUGCCUAGUAACACCUCCAGUGGCAGUCACUAGAGGUACUUCCUGGGUCACUGUUGCACAAUGUGCAGCACUGAUGCUCAGAGUCUCCACCCUCUACUUGGAGACGCUGAAUGCUCCCUAUAGAGAUGCAUGGAUUCAAUGAAUCUCUAUGAGGAGAUGCUGAUUGGUGCAGUGUUUUGCAUGGCAAGCCCAAUAGCCACCUAAUGUUUUGCUAUGGGAAAGCAUUGGAUUGGCUGAGGUCGUAAGUUUUGAUGAUCUCAGCCAAGGAGGUAUGGGUGGAGCAUGUUGUGACAGGCCUGCUCAACGCUGGAAAUAAGGGGAGUUUUUAAAAUUCUUUAAAGGGAGGUAAGGGGGACACAACACCUAAACUAUGAUUUUUCACACCAUCGUGUCAGGAAUACACUAUAAUGUUCCUUCAAGGAGGGUACCUUACUAUGUGAGUUAAGUAAUACCCCAAGUAUAAAAUGUAUUAUUGUUAUUGUGGUCCUCCAAGAUUUAAACAUAAAGGUGAAUAUCACUGUAUUCCCCAGUUAUAUAGCUAACCAUCUCCCCUCCCCCAAUCCUCAAUCACCAAUGUGUGUCAUGUGAAAAGAAAGGUUUUCCAGCACCGAGGCACCUUUAGCACUGCUUACUUCUCCUCCAACCAUGAGGUCAUGGAGAAAGCAUGGCCUCCUUCGGCGUGGUCCAAUGCAAUGCUCCUCAUAGAGGACCUGAUUUGCAUUUGUGUGCAUCCAAGCUUUCCAAUAGUAUAUCAAUGUUUUCCUACGAUCAAUGUUUUACUGAUCCUUUAAUGGCCUUUUUAAAAAUUGUCUAUGGUUGGUAAUUAUACAGUAUUUAAUAUUACGAUUAAAAUAAAAUAGUCUAGACAUUUGUUUUGGCAUGCAUUAAAAUACACAAGGGGAGUGGCCUCCAAAAUUGAGUUCUAACGUUAAAUUGAUUACACUAAAGGAAAGUUUCUAGUGUGCCAAACCCAUUGGUUUUAUAUCUAUGGCUUCCAGUAUAUCCCAUAUAUUAUUCAAGUUGGCAAAUCCAAAGCUGCUACCUGUACACUAUCCUAUACCCAAUUGCACACUUAAAAAGGGAUACUAUACACUACUGAUAUUGCUACCACAUGCAGAAUAGCGGAACAUUACACUGAAAUUAAGUCAAGGAGCUGUAGAUUCAAAGAAAGAAGGAAUUGUUCUGGAAUUACAUAUGCACCACUGCCCGGACUUCUCCUGACGUUCUUCUAGAGUUCCUGUGAAACCAGUUCCACCUACAACAUCUCUGUUGGCCAUCUCAGCCCUAUGCUUUUUUGAUCAGUUUUUUCAACACACCAUUACACUUUGACAUCAUCUGAGCUCCUUAGCAAAGGGAAUUGGAAGAGUUUCCCAACAUGUCACAUGUCUUGGCAGUUAGCCCUUUACGAUCCAUCUUCUUGUUGAAUCUUUCUGGGAUCUCCACUAUUGGAACGAGAGAAGUUUUCCUUCAUGUAUCAAUGAUGGGAUCCAGAGGCUUUUAUGUUACACUAAAGGUAAUGUAUCCUGCUUGCUUUCCUUAACUUUUGUGUUUUCUAUUUUGUCUUGUAGGUCAAUGGACACCUAAAUAAGACCUCUAUUACUGAGAACCUUGAUGAAUCAUUUGAAGAGGAACUAAAUGCAUUUUUAAUCGAUGAAAAUCAUCUUCACCUGUAUGAUGAUCUCACCAAAGUUAACCCAAUUACAACUAAAACAGGUGAUUUUAAAAACUUUCUCCCAUCCUGGAAUGGGUUUUUACAGGUCGGAAGAUAUCAGAUCGUUCGUUUUCACAUUCAAAUUUUAGAUGAGAACUGAUAAAUUCUACACCUUCAAUUACUUUUUAACCUUAUUUUCCUGUCUGAGUCACGAAGAGGCAGAAAGGUUGAUGCUAGAUGAGAAAUCACAUCAGAUUCAUUAUAUAUUUUAGAUUUGACAAAUAACAUCCAUUGUAAUUAUAACAAAUGAGUACAAUAGAAUCCAAUGUGUACAUUUAAGAGUAGAAUCAGAAGAUAGUAUUGGACUCUGGGAGCAGGACGAUGUAGAUGUGCCAGCAAUACUGGUAGAUAAAGCGAGGGAAAGGGAAUUUGCUCAAAAGUACAUUACGUAGUCGUUUAAAGGGACUCUCCAGUGCCAGGAAAACAAUCCGUUUUACUGGCACUGCAGGUCCCCUCUCCCUCCCACCUCACAUCCCCGGUUGUUGAAGGUGUGAAAACCCCUUCAGUGACUUACCUGAGACCCCCGCCGAUGUCCCUCGGCAGUGGUUUCGGGUCGCCGCCGCUCCUCCCCUUCAUUACGUCAGCCGGCGGGGGAGACCGCCCGCCGGCUGAGGAGACCUAAUGUGCAUGCGCAGCAAUGCUGUGCAUGCGCAUUAGAGCUCUCCAUAGGAAAUCAUUGAAAAUGCUUUUAAAUGCUUUCCUAUGGGGAAUUGAGCGUCGCUGGAGGUCCUCACACAGCGUGUGAAAUCCGUGCUAUGAAGCAGGAAGUGCCCUCUAGUGGCUGUGUAGUAAACAGCCACUAGAGGUGGAGUUAACCCUGCAAGGUAAUUAUUGCAGGUUAUGAAAACUGCAAUAAUUACAGUUGCAGGGUUAAGGGUAGUGGGAGUUGGCACCCAGACCACUCCAAUGGGCAGAAGAGCUUGUUAAUCAAAUGUCUAUUAGGAAGAAUUGACAAGAAAAUUUGCACAAAUAGCUGUACUGGGGGAAAAAAAAUCUCACCACUUGGCUUUUUUCAAGUUUUUAUACAUGGGCGUAAAAGUUAUCAGUUCCCUUCUAAUUUUCUCCCACAAUAUCUGAAUAACCGGUAAGUGAAUAACCGGUAUGGGUGAACAAUAGAAUAAUUCUAAUUUUUUUCCAACUUUUUAAAAAGUCUUUUUGCAACAAUUUCGUGUGUAGAUUAUUGCUCAGGGAUAUCUAGAGGAAAGGGUCACUAUAGUCACCUGAACAACUACAGCUUAUUGCAUUUGUUGCGUAUAGUUAGUCCCUGCAGGCCUUUUGCUGUAAACACUGCAUUUUCUGAGAAAAGGCAGUGUUUAUAUUAAUGCCUAUGAACACCUCAAAUGGCCUCUUCAGAUGGCCACUUGAGGUGCUUCCUGGGUUAGUGUUGUACAGUGUGCAGCAAUGACUUUCAGCAUUUCCAUGCUCUACAGGGAGAUGCCGAACUUUCCCCAUAGAUUUGCAUUGAUUGACCAGAGAAUCAUUACCUUCAGGCUUCUUGCUGUAAACACUGUCUUUUCAGACAAAAUGCAGUGUUUACAUUACAGCCUAGUGAUAACUUCACUGGCCAUUCCUUAGAUGGCUGUUAGAGAUCCUUCCUGGGCCUAAAAUGCAUCCAAACAUUCAGUGUCUCCUCCCUCUGCAUGCAGGCACUGAACUUUCCUCAUAGAAAUUCAUUGAUUCAAUGAAUCUCUAUGAUGAGAUGCUGAUUGGCCAGGGCUGUGUUUGAAUCAUAGAAACAUAGAAUGUGACGGCAGAUAAGAAGCAUUCGGCCCAUCUAGUCUGCCCAAUUUUCUAAAUACUUUCAUUAGUCCCUAGCCUUAUCUUAUAGUUAGGAUAGCCUUAUGCCUAUCUCACGCAUGCUUUUGGGAAGACCAAUUAGGAGAGGGUAACAAUAAUCCGUGCAGGAAAUUACUAGAGCAUGGACAAGCUCCUCGGUAGCAUCUUCUGUAAGAAAGGGGAGGAUGCGGGCUAUGCUUUUAAGAUGGAAUCUACAGUAUUUGGCAACAUAAUGGAUGUGAGGCUCAAAGGUGAGGCCAGAAUCAAGUAUGACACCAAGACCGCGCGCUUGCAAGUAUGGACCGAUGUGGUUACCACUAACUUGAAGGGAGAGCUAAAGAGGAGGAUCAGUAUUAGGAGGAGGAAAGACAAGGAGUUCAAUUUUAGAGUGAUUGAGUUUCGGAAAGCAGGAGGACAUCCACAGAGAUGGAAGAAAGGCAAGCAGUGACACAUUGCAGGACGGCAGGGGAGAGGUCCGGGGAGGAGAGAGAUAUCUGGGUGUCAUCAGCGUACAGGUGGUAUUGGAAUCCAAAUGAGGUAAUACGUUUGCCAAGAGAGGCAGUAUAAAGAGAAAAUAGAAGGGACCAAGGACAGAGCCUUGGGGGACUCCAACCGAGUCAGGGCAAGGGAGAGGGUUAUCAUUUAGAAAAGGAGACACUGAAUGAGCGUUGGGAGAAAUAAGAGGAAAACCACGAGAGUCACAGAGAGCAAGUGAUUGAAGAGUUUGAAGAAGGAGAGCAUGAUUAACGGUGUCAAAGGCAGCAGAGAGGUCAAGAAGAAUUAGUAUGGAGUAGUGGCCAAAUCACUUUGUUUAUGCAGCCCAAGUCACACCUCCCUGCAUGUGAUUUACACAGCCUUCCUAAACACUUCAUGCAAAGAGUCAUCUACUGUUUAAACUUCCUUCAUUGCACAGUCUGUUUCAUUUUGAAUUUCUUCUCUCCUGCUCUGUUAAUAAAUUGCUAGACCUUGCAGGAACCUCCUAUGUGUGAUGAAGUUGAAUUUACCGAGCAGGAGAUACAAACUUCUUAAUCAACAUCUGAUUGAAAAUAAAACAAUUAUUUUUCAUGCAGGCUGUGAGACACAUCCAGAGGAGGUGUGGCUAGGGUUGCAUAAACAUCUGAUUUAGCUCCUAAAUGGCAGAUAAUUGAGCAGUGGUAAUGCAUGGACAUUUUCUGUACACCAAAACUGCCUUCAUGUCUGUAGUUGUUUUGUGACUAUAGCAUAUCUUUAAGGGUACUAUACAGUUGUAUCCAUAGUGCUGUAACAUGCCCUUAUUUACUGCAAGGAAGCAUAAAGGGUGUCCCCUAUAUGCAUAAGAGAUGUAGUUUUGGGGUUAAAUAUGGGCCUAUGUAAUUUCUUUAUAAUGUUUAAGUUUGUAAUCUCUUGAUUACAGUAAAGGGAAAAUUGCAGAAGACUGUAAAUAUUUUUGACAUUCUUCCAAAUGUGCUGUGUAUGGAAGAACUGUCAUUUGUUAGAAAUGAAUAGAGCAAAUUACUCUGGGACAUUCCCUGCUUAACUCUAAGAUUCAGAUCUGCAAUAUCAAGGUUACUCAGCAAGCGUAUAUGUAAAUGAUUGAUCCAGUGCCUUAGGAUAAGUGGCGUUUCAACUGUGAAUUUCUGUUUCUCCAGUUCUGAAAUGUCUUCAAGCAAGAUAUGCCACAGAGGUGUUUUAUACAAAUGCUGGGUGCACUGUGGUGGCUGUUAACCCGUUUCAGCCAGUGUAUAAACUGUAUAGUUCUGAAAUCAUGAAGCAAUACCACACAGCCCCUCAUCCUCAGGUAACUUCUUCAUAGCCAUCUUGGUAGGUUUGAAACAUAUGUUUGUAGCCAUCUGAUGGUACUACUAACGGGUUCUAGUGAUUAUGAAUCCGUGCUGCCCUACUCACCAUUGUGCCUCGCCCGUCUUCUCUAAUUACCUCCUAACCACUGACUCCCAAUUGCUCCUAACUUAAAAUGUAUUUUUCAGUUUAGCCCUAUAAUCUAGUAAUCUUCCCCCCUGCUUAUUUUUGCCAUAACUCACUCAAAUAUAAGCUCAUGGACCAUCUCACUUAGCACUGUGUAUAAAAAGUGCUACAGAUUGCUGGAUUAUAAAAUCAAGGCCAGGAAUCUUAACCUUUCUGGUGUAACACAGAAGAUUUCUUAUGCCUGUACAAAGCACUAUACAUGCACAUUAAUGACAGGGUUGUACAAAACAGUUUGAUUUUGUAUGAUCUUUACAAAUCAAACUCACCAGAAACUAUACAUGCACAUUAAUGACAGGGUUGUACAAAACAGUUUGAUUUUGUAUGAUCUUUACAAAUCAAACUCACCAGAAAUUGCUGGCCAUGGAAUUUUUUUUUUUUUUUUUUCCCAUGGUCAUUCACUUAAAGGGACACUAUAGUCACCAGAACAACUACAGCUUAUUGAAUUUGUUCUGAUGUGUAGAAUCAUUUCAGAGAAAAGGCAGUGUGUACAUUACAGCCUAGUGAUAACUUUACUGGCCACUCCUCAGAUGGCUGUUAGAGAUCCUUCCUGGGUCAUGGCUGCCUAAAAUGCAUCCAAACAUUCAGUGUCUCCUCCCUCUGCAUGCAGACACUGAACUUUCUCAUAGAGAUUCAUUGAUUAAAUUCAUCUCUAUGAGGAGAUGCUGAUUGGCCAGGGCUGUGUUUGAAUCAUGCUGGAUCUGCCUCUUUGUCAGUCUCAGCCAAUCCUAUGGGGAAACAUUGUGAUUGGAUCAGGCUACCACUUCUGAUGAUGUCAGCACACUGCUUGUUUUUCUGAGUCUAACAGCAUGCAGAGUUACAGCUUCAAGCUUGAAUACAGUAAGGUUUUACUAUAUUUAUGGAGGCAUGAGGGGCACAGGUGGGCUAGAUGGUUGUUUUAACACUACAGGGUCAGGAAUACAUGUUUGUGUUCCUGACCCUAUAGUGAUCCUUUAAGUUUUAAUUGUCAUGAACUCAAAGCGUAGGACAACAUGAUCUAGGUUUUAACAAGAUCCAUUCCUUUAACCAAUCACUCAUUUUACAUGGUUUCUAUACCUGACACUUUUGCAGAUUAUUACAUCUCCAAUGAUGUACUGAGUUGUCUAUUUGAACUCCUUUGUAGUAAUCUGGCAUGAACAGCUCUUUCAUAUUGUAGUUAAUAAAAUGAGCCCCAAAUUACAAAAUGUGGGAAAUCAUAGCCAAGCUAUUACUUUUGUUGUUGAGUUGGAAAAUGUUUUACAAACAAACUAUUUACCCUAAAUUAUACAAUACACAUUUGCUAAAAUUUGCACAAACUUUCCCUGAGCUCAAAACCCUUACAUUUCAUUUACUGUAAAACUGGCCUCUACAGGAAAUGAAGACUGACCCCUUCUUACCCUGCACUUACUUCCUUGAUAGUGCUAGAUAUUGUUCUAAAAAAUAAGCAUUGAGGACAAAUCUUUAGUCCAAAGCUUGUAAUCCAUCCAGACAUGGCUGACUUGCCUAAGGCAUCUGGCAUUAUUUAUUUAUUUAUAAAAUAUUUUACCAGGAAAGAUACAUUGAGAUUUCUCUCAUUUCAAGUAUGUCCUGGGUCCACAAAACAUGUUGGCAUGUUACCUCCACUAAACUCUCCUCUAAGCCAGAAAUGGAACCUUCAUUGGAUAUAGCUCUGUUCUCCCAGUAACUAGACGACUCACAUUUUUGGGUGUAUAUCUGAUUUUAUUGUUCCAAAUACAGCUUUUUAUGUACAGACCCCAGCAUGGGGUCUCCGUUCAGUACAUACAGAUCCCGCCCUGGCGACUCUGGGUCUAGGAGAUAAUUGAGUCACCUCUUGCUAAAUCAAUUAUCUCCUGGAUAUAGAGAGCUAAAUACAGAAGACCUCGAAAUCACAUGAAAAACAGUUAGGAACAAUCUGGCCAUAAAGCACCAUGAUCCAUGGGAUUUGUGGAAAUGCCACUCCCUUAAAGUUUUGAUUGACAACUAGCGUGCUCUUAGCCGAAAUCAGUACCAGAUGGUUAUGGUCAUUUGCCGGUACUUUAACGGGACCUCUGGCAGGUCAAGGAAGUGAAGGCUCCCCCUGGCUCAUAGGUAGCUAUUGUCCCUUCUGAUGUAGUUUAGCUCCCCUCCAAAGACCACUCUCAUUGGGCAUUUGGAAUGGGGUGAAAACCAGAAUGAAAGUUAACCGGAUCACGGUGAUACUUGUGUCUGAGCCAGAGUUCCAGGGAAAAGGCAGCUAAGUUCCGCUGAAACAUUCAGGAAACUCCGGCUCAUGGUAUGAACUGGGAAUGGGCAGCGAUAGAGAUGCUUGCUGGGUCCAUGUGGAGGGGAGAGGGAACAGAGAGCCAUAGUGUCAUAGUCUUUUAGUGGGGUUUAGGUGGUAUCUGCCACAAAUGGCCUUACACAAAGAAACUUAAAAAAAAAAAAAAAAUAUCUGUAAUGUUUAAACGGUGCAUAAAGAUAAGCACUUUAGUAAGUAGUGGUUAUAGUGCUUAGUGACCCUUUAAGGGAAUAUUAUAGUGGUGGGAAUACAAACAUUUAUUUCUAACACUAUAAUUCUGGAGUGGCUGUUUAAAUAUCCGGUACCCCUUUCUGUGAAGUUGAAUGGUAUUUAAACUUACCUUUUCUCCCUCGCUUUGCCAGUCUUAUUUCCUCAUAGAGAUGUAUUGAAUUAAGGUAACUCUGUGUGGUGUGUUCAGCAUCUCCAUGCAGAACAUAGAGACUCUGAAUGCCAGUGCUGCACUGUGUCCCUUUAAUGUGUAAUUUAAAUUUCAUAAACCGAUUGGCUUACAAACUGAUCAUUAUAUCAUGAAUCACCCGUCUCGAAUGAAGAAAUGUAUUUAAAAACACAAACAAAAAAACAAAAACCUGUAAGACUCAGCAAAUGUGCGGCUGCAAGAGCUGACACUCCCUUAACUGGAUUAAAACUAGUUUAACAACUAUACCUUGCAUGCCACCAUGAUAGGGGUCUAUCUGCUUCUGAGAUUAUAAAUGGAAUAUGUUUAAUUACCUUUAGUCGUGUGAGAGCUUCUCUGUCAGUUUGUGCCACCUCUGCUUUGUGUCUUGUCAAGUCAGUGUGAGGCAAUUUCUGUUGGUCUUUCAUUGCUAUAUUCCAAUGAUGCAACAUAACCCCCACCCACCCCCCCAGACUGUAGUGUAAAGUGUCUAGAGUAAGCUGAAUAAAGAUGUCUGGAUUUUUUCCCCCAUAACACUCUUGACAAAAAGAAGACCCAUAAACAACACUCUCUUCUAAGCACCAACACCACUACAGCUUAAUGUACUGGUUCUGGUGCAUAGACUUUUCUUGAAUAGCGUAAAAUAUUGUUGUUGGGUUUUUUUUUCCGAGAAACAGCACUGUCUCCAUUUGGCAGAAAGUAUGCCUCUAGUUGUUAUCAUGAAAUACUUUUGAGGGUCUUCAUAUUCAAACUCAUCAAUCAUAGCAUAAUGAAAUCUAAUGCAUCUCAUAGAUUGGCACAUCACAAUUAUUACAACACGGGCUGCUUUGGUCAUUUGAUAGAACCAGAUAUCAUCAUGCCUGGUGAUCCCCUAGGUGUCCCAGAGCAGAAAUACCCAUUUUCUUUUAUUUAUUUUUUAAAUGGGACCAAGUAAUCUACAUUAAAAAUAAACACUCUUCACUUAAAAAAAACAAAAAAAAACCUUAAAGCUCCAAUUUGCUGUAAUGUAUUUGUAUUGCUUAUCUCAUACUGGUGGGAUAGAUAAAUCAUUGCUUGUAGUAAUGUGUGUCAUUUAUACUGUGGUUGGUUUUUCUCUAUUUAUUUUAGGAAUCUAAGCCACAUAUCUUCACCGUGGCAGAGCAGGCAUACAGAAAUGUCCAGAGCCAAAUAGAGCCAGUAAACCAAUCUAUUAUUGUCAGCGGAGAGAGUGGUGCUGGGAAAGUAAGUAAUAGCAGUCUUAAACAAGAAUGAAUUUUGUCGUGUUGUGUUUUUUUUCCCCAAUAAUGUAUAUACACAUGAUAUAAUUGUGUAGUUUUUUUUUUUUUUUGUACUGGAUGAUGAACUCUUUGUUUCGUAGACAUGGACUUCCCGGUGCCUUAUGAAGUUUUAUGCCACCGUUGCUGCUGCUUACGACUCCCACGUUGCUAAUCAGACUGUGGAAAGAAUAGAAAGCAGAGUACUUGACUCCAAUCCUGUAAUGGAGGCUUUUGGUAAAUAUCUAGUGCCUGGAUGUGUUGAAAUUCUAAAGCAAAUAUAAGAUUUUUGGCUUCAAUUCACCUCUGAUACGCUGAUACAUGAUUAGUAGUGCUUGUGCCUUCAUCUUCAUGUUCCAAAUUAAAAUGCAAAAUUGCACAGUUCAUUCGUUGUUUUUACCCACAUCUCUUUGGAUUUCUUCAUAUUUCUGUGGUUUUUUAGAGGACAUCUCCUUGCUUAUUUUAAUGACAUUACCAUAAUCCGCUUAGUUUCAUUUAAAGGACCACUAUAGGCACCCAGACCACUUCGGCUCAAUGAAGUGGUCUGGGUCCCAGGUCCAUCUAGGGUUAACCCUGCAGCUGUGCAGAAACUACUUUGUUUACACUAAGGGUUAAUCCAGCCUCUCACUGACAGCCGCUAGAGGCGCUUCCGCGAUUCUCACUGUGAAAAAUCACAGUGAGAAGACGCUGGGCGGUGUGGCUGCAAAUGCGCAUUCGGAUCUGAUGUCGGCAGGGGGUUGAGAGUUCCCCAGCACAGAGGGAGCCCGGCGCUGGAGAAAGGUAAGUGGCUAAAUGGGUUUUAACCCCUUCAGCCAAGUGGGAGGGGGGCCCUGAGGGUGGGGGGGACCUAAUGGCACUAUAGUGCCAGGAAAACAAACUUGUUUUCCUGGCACUACAGUGCUCCUUUAAUAAAACAAAUGCAAUUCAAGAUCAGAUUAUCAGAAUUCCCUGUAAUGUACUGACUUAUAGAUUUAUAGCUUAAGUGUAAGUUUUGUUGAUUGAGUGUGAGAACCAAGACUCGUUCAUGCUUCUGUCCAUCUACGUAUCUGUCCUGUGAACCAAUAAAUGCAAAAUUUUUAGGGUAGAAAUUUCAUUGUUUAAUUGCAGAUCAGGCUGUGGAUCUGAAAGAAAAAGCAAAAUAAUUCUUAAUAAGUUUGAAAAAAAAAUCAGGAAUACAAACAAAUUGAUAUGUAAAAGUGUUAAUAAUAAUAAUAAUAAUAAUAAUAAUAAUAAUAAGAUCAUUAAUCAGGAAGUAGGUGCUACGCACCACAAACUAUGCCAAAAUCUUACCUAAAAUAAUGCAUUCUCAGACAUGAUGGGGACCUGCCAUUAAAGCAAAUGACAGACUCUCUAAUUGAGGUACAAAAUCAAAUGCAGGUGUUAGAAGUGGAGGUGCAACAGUCAUCCAAAUAUAAAGGACUGUAACAUAGUCCUGACAGGAAGGUGACAAGAAAUUACUUGCUAGAAAAGUAACGCGUGGAAACACGUUUACAGAAAAUAUUUUAUCUAGAAUGAAAAUUUUGAAAUCUAACUUUAUCAAAAUCACUAAGCAUCCGUUUUACAGUAUAUUUAAAUGCUAACAGAGCAAUAAAUACAACUGUGAAUUGUAGUGAAUUGAAAUUUUGAAUGGCAAGAUUAAAGCGAACUAGCCACGCUGUAACUCUAGUUGCAUUGGGAAAUUGUUCAUAAUCAGAAUUGCUAGUGUAACCGGGAUAUAUUCACAAUUCAAAGUGAAUUCAAAUUUAAGGUCAAAAUGGAAAAAUUCUCUAAGUCAGCUAUAUUUUCAGUUUAGCUACUCUGGCCUUUAAUUUGAAAUUCCCUUUAAAUUCACUUUGAAUUAUAACUUUCGUGACUAAUCUCUGUUAUGAUGCUUAGAGUGUUCCUUUUUUUAUUUUUUUAUUUUUUUAUUUGCAAAUGAGUGUUAGUCUUCUCUGAAUUUUGGCUGACCUGCCAUAGGCUAAGGUGCAUUUCUGUCAGUAAAUCUAACCAGAACAAGUGAAAUUCUGAUGCUUUGAAUUACACGUAAUGUAAAAAUCUGCAAAUGGAACUCAGUAUUCUGACUCUAGUAAUCUGUUUAAAGGUUAACAUAGUUGAGACACCAUGGCGGAUCUGCCAUGUAUUGAUGAAUUGAAUAGUUCCAUAGAUUGCAUUUCAGGUACUUUAGCAAGCAAUUCCUUUAUUGAGGGAGGUGUAGUUUGUCACCAAUGCGGAGGAAUGAGAACUUUUGCUGACUUUAAUUAAUGGCAAAUUGAAGAAUGUUUGUAAUUUUUAAGGAAGAGGUCUGUGUGAUGUAACAGAAUUAGUGCUGGUCCUAGUUGGAUACUCUAUAGUCAGAGAGAUAAUUGAAAGGUUACUCCUGGAACCACGAUUACUUUUAUGAUUUGAAUUGCACAUACAGCAUUUACUUCACCUCCGUGACAGCUUCAUUAGCCAGUCCAGAAAUUCCAAGCUGGCUAAUGUCAAUUCUGUGCAAAUCCAGAUACCAGACAGCCAAUGGCCCCCUCCUCUCUGCUGUGCCUUCAGUCCAUCCUUCCCGACAUCUCUCCAGUGAAAAGAAGUAAUAUUUUGGGAAGACGGUGUUUGCUACCUUCUAAACCAGUAUUGGUUAAAAACACUGGUGUUUGGUUGGAGUAACCCUUUAAGUACUUGUUGGGUAGUUUUCCAAAUGUAGUCUAAGUUAGGACAACUCCACCAGAGAUUUAUAAGUGCAAACAUCUCUCAUCUCUCAUAUCCCCAGGACAAAUCAGAGCUCACAAUUGAUGAUGUACAGAAUCCCUUUAGCUUAUUCAUGUUCUUUUCUCUGUCAAAUCUAAAGUUUUUAUUGUAAAUCAUGCAAAAUGCUUAACAGGGUCCAUAGUAAACAUUCCAAAACGGAGUGUGUCAUCCAAGAAUAUUAGUGAUUUUUUUUCUCUCUAUAUUAUCAGUCAAAUAUCGAUUUUCAUCUAUUUAAUCCAUGCCUUCCGUUCUGUUGUUAUAGUGUUUCCUGCUUUCACUAAUACAUCCCAAUCCCAUAUCGACCCUCCUUAUUCUUAUGGUUUUCAGAAAUGUAGGGUGAUAUAAGAAAACCUUGGUCAGUUCUUUUUUUUUUUUUUUAUUUUUUUUUUUAUGUCUUUUGUGUAUUAUUUUCAUUUUUUUUUUUCUAGAGUUCUCUAAAUCACAAUACAACCAUGUAUCCUGCUUAAAAAUUAUGGUUUUGUUGUGUUAUUGAUUUAAUUAUUACAGUUUUGAUUCAAAUUGUUUUUGUUUGCUUUUUUUCUUUUAAUUUUUCUUUUUUUCUUUUUUUAUUAAACUCAAAUUUGCAUUGACAUGGAGAAUAUUCAUUUUUGGAAUUUUAUCUUUUUAUUUUUUGCUCCUUGAAUUUCGCAGGAAAUGCUUGCACACUCAGAAACAACAACAGCAGUCGAUUUGGAAAAUAUAUCCAGCUCCAGUUAAAUAGGUAGGGCUAAUAUGACAGUCUUGUUUAUUGUAUGUAUACAUUGCUCUAGCCAAAUGUGACAGCACAUAGCUUAGGUUAAAUUUGUGUAACUAUAUCCAUGGGGAACUUGUAAUCCAUGCGUUUUGUGGGUGAUAAAUGCAAAUGACUACAUAUCAUACAGAAUCACCAACUGGCAGCUGCACAAUGUUAAAUGCUGAAAUACAGUGCGACACUUAAAGCCUGAGCUGGGACCCAGGUUUGGCUUCUCCUGCUGUCUCCAAUGGAUAAACACAUCAUUUUCAUCCGGCCUCUGACCAUUGUCCAGUAGUUAGUUGUUAGCUACCAGUGGAAAUGGAGACUCCUCUGAGCCUGGAAAGUUUCUGAUGAGGAUGAUUUAUUUUUUUAAAUCCAUGCCGUAAUACUAUAGAAUUUAUGAACUUGCAUGCAGGUCUGCACAAACAUCCAUGUGGUAUCCAGUCUGCAACCAUAGAUUACUAGCAAAAGCCUAUAUAAGAAGUGUGACAGCAUAUCUUACAGUUACUCUUAGACAGUCUUUAAAGGGACACUGCACUGCCCAUAAGCAAACAAAUAAAUUAAAAAAUGCACUGUUUAGUAGAUAUACCCUUAAUGAAAACAUGCAUGAAUUCAUUUAAUCACUUUUUUUUAAUUGGGGGUUUAUCUAAAAAUCACUUGCAUAAGCUGCAGAUUUCUUGUCUGCAACCUUUGCAAGUGCUCCCAUCCUAAUCUUGCCCAGACUUUGUGUAGGUGUCCAAUCACAAACUUCCCAAUGCUGCUCAAUGAGAAGUCUUUGCAAUGCAGGUGCUCUGGUCAAAUGCUGCCCCUUGAGUUUAGCUCCACUGAGCUAACCAAACCAGGAAGUAACAGGACGUUUCGUCUGACAGCCAAGCGGGUAUAACAGGGAUAAUAUAUAUUAUAAAUAUUGAAAUCGAGGGGUGGGGCCUGAAUGUCAUGGCGACUGGACGUGUUCUCUAAUCACUCCUCACGAAUUCGGUGAAAUAGUCCAGUUGCCAGUGUUUUUGGCUCUCUAUCCUGUCCUAUUUGUGCUUACCUGAUCUCCUGCACGGUCGGACCCGGCUUGGGGUUACAACUGUGAUUUCUUCAGAGCUUGAUUGAGGCCUAGCGGGCGUUGUGGGAGGAAGUAGUGACCAAACGCCUGACCUGACGUAAGCAGCUUCAUGGAACCGAAGCCCCCUAUGGACCGGCAGGGGUGAUCUUUAUAUCUUUAUAUCAGUGGUCUCUUUUUUCCUUUCUUUUUAUUCUCUCCUUCUCCUUCCUUGACCUCCUUUUCUAUUCCUUCUUUUUGUAUUAUUUUAUGUUAAGUAAUUCAAGUAAACAGAAAAUAACAGAAAUUAGCAUGCCAGUUUAAUAUCUGCCACUAUAAAUGCCACGUUUUUUUCCUGUGCCUGCUCUAACAGUGAGUGCAUCAGCUCCCCUUCUCUUCCAGCGUGUUAUAUCAUCACUCCACAGUCCCCCGCUCGCUUCCUUUUAGCCAUCGAGAGAGAUUUAUAAAACAGAAGCGUUCACCCAAUGCGUGUUGGGCGUUUUUGUAAAGCCUCUCUCCAUGGCUGGAGGGAGGUGUAAGUCUGCGCGAAGCAUGUGGUUGUGCCAGAAAACCAAGGGUAGUGGAUAAAACCCACCACUGCCCACCAUGAAAGCAUGAAAUGCCCACUAGUGGGCAGUAGGGACCAGGUUGACUACAACUGGCCUAUUCACUACAUUCCUGCAGAACCUGCAGCAAAAGUACAUCCUGCUUACAACGCCAACCCCACUAACACGCACACCAAUGCUGCUUCCCCAAAGUACUUGAGACCGACACGUGGCUACAGGCUCUGUGGUGGCCGCCAUGGGAGGCACAGACUGCACCGGCAAAGCCAGAGAGCAAGAAAGCAUGCAGAAGCUGUGUAGUUGUGAGCGGGCAGGGGGUCUCCCAGAAAUGCUGAAUCCCCCCUGGUCCAUGGCAAGCUAAAUACAGCCCCACACUCCAUCAAGGUACUAUCGUGCCCUAACCUACUGCGCAUAGUUUGCUGACCAGCGACAAAUGUGCGGCCGGGCUACACCACAGUUUGAAAUGUGUUUUGCAUACUUUAUGCCCUUAGUUUAGCUAUAAGAGCAGGUUUCUGGCUACUACUGUCUUAGCUGAGCUUUGCUGAGCUCUGGGCUCCCAUAUUGGUAUCACAGAGCCCUUCGAGGUUGGUAUCUAACUUUAGACACCAGUUGUUUUAGCGUGAUUUCUUUCACUCUUCAUUUUUGCUGUCUACUAACACAGAGUUGAUCUAGCUUGAUUUUACUAACCUAUAAAAAAGUGUUGUUUCCUCAAAUCCCAUGACAUUUACGGUUCUGCUGUUGUGGCACAGUGAGUUUCUCUAUGUGUAUUCUCAUGCACAAUGAAAAUAAAGAUUUCAAAAAACGAACCAAAAAAAGUAUCUUAAUUAUAUUGAAAUCUGCACUUUUUGUAAGAAAAAAAAGAGGACACUCCCUUCAGCCAACUAAAGUUUUUUUUUAGUUUUUUUUUAGUGGUUUGGAGAGUCCCUUUAAUGUUGAAAAUCAAAGCGUAUUUUAUUUUAUAGUUUAUACUCUGUAUUCUGCUUUAAUUGGAAGUGCCAUACUUUGCUUCCCUUUAAAUCCCAGCUAGGAGAAGCGUCAUCUCUACACGUUCCCAUAAUUACAUUAUUACGUAUUGAACUUGUCUUUCACCUUGCAAACUGUUGAUGUGAUUUUGCUUCUUCCUAGUACCCAGCAAAUCACAGGAGCCUCUAUCCAAACCUACCUCCUGGAGAAGACCAGAGUGGCACAUCAGGCCCCUUCAGAAAGGAACUUCCACAUCUUUUACCAGGUUUGUCUGCUGACGUGCUCUUCGCUUCUAAUAUUUAAAGGAAGACUGCCAAGGAAAAUGACAGUAGGUUAAAUAGAAGUAACCAUAUGAAACUAGAGUGGUAAUGCCCAGACUUGGCAUCCUGACAUGAUUCUAGUGGGAUGAGUGGGAUGUCAACAUUGGCUAUUUCCUGUAUUUUUUUAUUUUUUUUAAAUAAACAAACAAGUAGUGUUGUAUUAUAAAAGGGGUGUAAUGUACUGGAUGUGGGGCAAUCACCAUGGGGAAAAAAGUGAAACAGGAGGAACAUUCCAUUGCCAUCUUCCCCUUUUAGAUUUUUGCUCUACUUUUCUAAUGCCACAUGGCAACUUGAUUAAAAAACACUCUUACAUCUAGACUGCUUUCUACAAUUCAUGAAUUCAAUAUCAUGAUAACCUCACAUACAACCAACAAUAUCUUAUUUGUGUUUCUUUAUUAGAUAUUACAUUAAUGUCUAUCACCUUAAGGGGACUAACAUUAAUGUCCUUUCAUUAUAUGUAAGAUAUAUAAUUUAUAUUUUAUAUAGACCUUUUAUUUUACAUUAAGAACUAAUUUAAAAAGACACUGUUGGCUCACAGAUAACUUCACCUCAUUGAAGUGAUGUGGAUGCACUGUCCCUGUCCCCUUAACCUUGCAGCUGAAAACAUUGCAGUUUUUGAGGACGUCCAACGUCUUCUAAAUCCCCACAGGAAGCAUUGAUUCAAUGCUUUUCUAUGGGUAAGGCCUAAUGCGCGCACGGCACUCCCCACGCAUGCAUAUUUGGUUCCACCUCAUGAUGACAAAGGGCGAGGCCAGCGCAGAGAGACCUUCACACUAGAAUAAGGUGAAUGUUAUUUAACCCUUUGAGUGCUGCAGGGAGGGGGGCAAAGGGGUCACUGUAGUAUUAGGAAUACAGCUUUAUAUUUCUAACCCUAUAGUGUUCCUUUAAAUUCCCAAGUGUGAGAGUAUUUGCGUGAUAAAAUCAUUGCCAUUUGGCUCUCUGUUUAGAUUACAAAUGGUGCCACUGAACUCGAAAGAGCGGAAUGGAAUCUUCCAGAAGGGGCACAGUUCUCCUGGCUUCCAAAUUCUGACAAAAAACUUGAAGGUAAAAUGGGGUUUUGUCCUUUUUUUUUUUUUUCUUCAGUACAAGCUUUAAUCUUCAUGUUUUUAUAUCUUUGCAUUUGAUUAUCUGUUAGGAUGUUUUAGCAAGACGUGUUCCUUUGGGUCAUGCUUUACAAGUCCUUUGUAUGGAAACUAACAUAAGUCAUCUUAAUUGACUAGAUUAAACAAUGUAUCGUUGCUUAUCUAUGUCAGGGAUGCCUGAGUUAGACUGCAAGUUAUACUUUUCAUUCCAAAGUGGGGAUUUUAUGAUGCGGUUGGUGCUGUAGUAUCAUAUGUUAUAACAUUAAAAGUAAAUAUGUUUGGUUUUAACCUUAGAAUGUUUUUGUAUAUUUAGAUUCAGGUACCCUUUCACAGAUUUAAAAAAACGUACCUUUACUCCAGCACUGGGAGCAGUCAGACCACCUCUAAUGAUCUCAUCAUACUUAAUGACUUUUUGUCCAAUGCAAUGCUCCUCAUAGAGAAGCAUUUGAACCCAUGGCAUUUGGUGGUAACUAGGGGGGGCAAUAAAAUGUCGGGAGUGGGAGGGGGUUAAAAAAAUAAUUAUGCAGCCAUGACAGUGCCGCUUUAAACACUUGUGCAUUUAAUAACACAGUAACUGUUUUGUUCUCUCUGUCUUGAAUGCAUGUGUACACAUUUUUUGUCCAUGGAUAGUUGGGUCUGAGUUGAGUCACUCAGCAGGGAUUAGCUUUAAUUGUGGUCGGCUAUGACUCACAAAACAAUUUUUUAGAUUUAGUACUUUUCUACAAGAAAAAAAAAUAUCUAUCUAUCGGGGCAAACUAUAUCUCGAAAAGAAGACUCUAGAGUUGAAAUGAUUUCUGGUUAUAAUACCAAUUUAGUGUUCUGUGUGUAAAAGUGUACUUUUACAGUUUUUUUCUAAAUAUGCUAGGUUUUCAGGAUAGUGUAUACAGUCUUUUUAUUUCUGCAUUCAUGGUUCAAUUCCUGUUAAUUUAAAAAAAAAAUAUAGAGAGAGAGAGAGAGAGUGUGUGUGUGUAUGUAUAUCUCUCUAUACACACACACACACACACACACACACUCUCUCUCUAUUUUUAAUUUUUUUUAAUUAGCAGGAAUUGAACCAUGAAUGCAAAAAUAAAAGACUGUGUGUGUGUGUGUGUAUAAUGUAUGUGUUUGUUUGCCUGUAUUUGUUUUGUUUCUAUACCAAUAGUUUCCCAUUGUUUGUUUCAGAGGAUUGCUUUGUGGUAACUAAAGAUGCGAUGUUGCACUUGGGUAUUGAUCACUUUAUUCAGAAUAAUAUAUUUAAGGUAAGCAUUUUUUAUGGUUUCCUUAAUGGCGAUAUAAACAUCAAUAAAAAUAAUUACGUUGACGUUCUUACUGAAUCCUAAUGCAGGCUCCACAGUAGUUGUGAUCAUAAUUUACCCUGUGUACAUAUAAAACUUGCAAAAAAUUUCACUGUUAUAUUACCAUUAAUAAAGCGGCUCUAUGGGAAUAAAUAUAAAACGUUUGCCUGUUCUUUAUUUUAUUUUAUUAUUAAAUAGUAAUUUAAAUAUGCUAGUAUAAAAAGCUACAUAUUCACAUGACUUGUCUUUGUUCUUUUGAAGGGAUAGUCUAAGAGCACCAUAACCACUAUAAGCAAGUUGUUGUGGUUAAUGUGCCAGAAAUCCUUUGGCAACAUCCCACUUUAAGAAGUCAAACCAUUUGUUUACUUCUUGGGUCCCUCGGGUGCCCACAGUCCUUUGGUUUUAUGUGAAAUUGUUAAAAAGUAAGUUCCCAUCAUUAGCCAUAAGGCGGCUUAGACAACUUAUGGCUCGGGCUCAGACAGGAGAGGUGGCCCCUGUGUAGACCUUGAGCGCCAGCUCUGACUCUGAUUUAAAAGAUCUCCCUAACCUGGGAGUUUUUUGUGCUCGUAAUGCUUGUACAUGUAACAUUACUCAUAAUCCUAAUCCAAUGUUGUGUAUUAAUUGCAUGCCUCAAUAAAAGAAAGAAUGAAAAAAAAAAAGAAAAAAAAAGGUUCUCGCUGCUUGGCCUCGAGCCCUUUCACCUGCUUCAGGGAGUGUUGGAAUCCGCUCCAGUAUCAAUUGUAGAACACUAAGCGCUCCCUCACUAUCUGUUGCGAUUCUUAAUACUCAGAGCACCACAGCUAGAUUCUGCUCCCUAGCCCACCCUGUACUGGACCAUCAGGGAUAGCCCCCUCCUGCUUAUCAAUUGGAACAAAAUAAUCUCUACACGCAACAUUCAGACUCUACACAAAUGCACAAUAUGUAGACUCCUCCACACCUGAAAUUGAGCCUCCUCAUACAAAUACAGGUACACUCUGCCUUUUACUCCAGACAGUACACUCUGGUAUCUGGUUUUGUAAAUUAUUUUCUAAUUAAAGGGGGGGGGGGAAAGGUACAAUUAAAAUAGACAUACAAAGUACAAAAUUACCGCAAUCAGUAAGGCUCAAGUAAUAUAUACAAAAUCUGGUAAUGAAAGGGAAACUUCAUGUAUAUAGAUAAGGGAAACCUUGUGAAUAAAGAUAAAAUACCAGAACUGAGUAAGUAACCAAUAAAUAACAAACAAACAACUGGUAAUCAAUAGUGAUUAUGAGGGAGCCAGGAUAAGUGUCAGUUCAUUUGACUCCUUAUUUACCGUAGGACAGCAACGGGGAGACUCCUGGCACCAUAACAACUACAGCACACUAUAGUGGUUAUAAUGAAUAGGGUGGCCUCUUUGAAUUUUAAUGUUUUUACUAGCUUGAAUGGAAAGACGUGAUUAGGUAAAUACACCUGAAAAGAAAAAAAAUACUACUGCAUUCAGUCUGAAAAAAUUAUAAUUCUAGUUUUACAGACCCAUUUCCUUUUUGUAGUGCGUAACGUGCACUAAUGUAGUAUUUUUUAUGGGCAGAGCAAGGGUUUCUGGGAUUGGUACCUGCAGCACUCCAAGUGUUGUAGACUACAUCCCACAUAAUGCUCCUACAGUCAUGCUGGCAAAUCAGUGGAGCUGUAGUCCACAACAUCGGAAGUACGGAAGGUGUAUCCCUGCCCUAAAAUAGGUAACCUAACCUAUAGGUUGUUUUGGUGCCUGGACAGCAUCUUCAAGUUUUUUGAAUAAAAAUGAGGGUUGAAAAACCCCAAUUAAAUGGAAUACCGCUCAUGGAUAGGCAUUCUUACCUUUGUAAGUGUGAUAGUGAGUUGCUUUAUUGUGGUUUAGUUCGGUUUCUAUUCCCAGUGCUUCUAAUUACAAGUGCUUGAUCCAUAUUGCUUAUUUCACUUCUUUUCUGUUUCCAUGUAAGGUUUUAUCAGGACUUCUGCACCUUGGAAAUAUCCACUUCGCUGACUCACUGGACGAGAGUCAGCCUUGUGAACCACUUAGUGAAGCCAAAGGUAGGAGCAUUCUCCAGUUUUGUUUACCUUCCACAAUUUUAAUUUAUAUAUAUAUAUAUAUAAUAUUUGAUUUGUGGUACUUCCUUUUUGCUAGUGGAAGUAAUCAGCAGUAAAUAUCACAGUUCUGUAGAGAGGAGUAAUGGAUCACCACUGGAGAAAUCCUAAAGAAGACUAACGAAACACCCAUUUCCAGUUCUCCCCAUACCCAUGAUCUGUUGCCUGUUAGGAAUCCCAUAAACAUAGUCAUGUGACAUUCAAAUAAAAAUAUAAUUGAAAUAAAUUUUAAAAGUUAAGGCAACAAAUAGAAUAAUAAAAACAAAAAAUUAAAUCAAUAUACUUCAAUACACCUAUUUCAAUGGAAGUGUGCACCAACUUUCAUUUGCAAAUAAAGCCGAUACCUUAGGCUGAUCACAGGUGAAGUGCACAUGCACAAGAUAUGCCCAUUAUACCGUACAGUUGUGGUAGCUAUGGGGAUAUCUUGGAGAGCGUGCAAUUGACUUAUUUACAUUUGAGUUACUAGUAGGAGAGCACUAAGAGAUGGAUAGUGUCUAUAAUCACAGCAAUUAGUAGCAGUAUGCUGCUAAAUAUGGGCCAUGGGUUUGGAAAUCCAACAGUAUUUUUACUAUUUAUAUUUUAUUUAUCUUUCUGUAUUUCAGCUGAUAUUUAAUGACAACAAUGAUACUGAUUUGACCUGGUGCCAAAUUAACAGAGCUACAAAAAUAGAGUUGAAUUUGUAUUACAGUUCUGCUAUUUUGUCCUACGAUUUGCUAUUCCCCACUUUAGCGAACACAUCCGUAGAGGUCAAAUUUGCUAAAAGUUGAGAAUGAUGAGCACAGGCUUUAGAGACAAAAGCAUUUGAGAGAAAGUUAAAAAGGCUACGAGUGAUGUUUGGACCCAAUCCCCCAGCAUGUUGUUCCAGAGUUAGAGGCUUCACUAAAGCGUUAAUUUAUAAUACAAUAUUUUAGGGUAGUGUAAUACAUUUUAAAUUUUUUUGUUUAUAUAUUUUUAAUUAGACUUUAUUGCGGUUACUGCAAAUCUAUUGCGGAUUCCUGCUAGCAGCCUGCUGGAUAUGCUGCGUAUUCGGACGAUAACGGCUGGGAAACAAGUUUUUAAGAAGCCAUGCAAGAAAUCUGAGUGCGACACGAGGAGGGACUGCCUGGCCAAGACAAUUUACGCCAAGUAAGACCGUAAUAAGCGCUCAGGUUUUAGUUGUGGUCAUGGUUCUUUACCAAAUGCCAAGUGAAUAUCCAAUUUUAAGACAAAAUAGUUAAACUGAAUAGAAAAAUCUUCCAAGUUAGUUAUGUGUUCAGUUCAGCUGUUUUGACUAAAAGGUUGAAAUGUAAGUUCAAUAGCCAACUGUUUGCUCUAAAGUGUGCAAUCAUGUGAACAUUACUCACUGAAAAAGCUCUUCUCUGAAAUGGCAAUUCUCUAUAAAUUGUUCUCUGAUAUGAGAAUUAUCCUGUUUAAAUGACUUGGGCAUAAGUUCGUAUCAAACUCCACUGUUUCUAAAUGAUUUUCUUUUUUUCCUUUGUUUAUAGAUUGUUUGACUGGCUGGUGACCGUUAUCAAUGAAAGUAUCUGUGCAAUCUCCGACAAAUGGACCAAUUUCAUUGGUACAAAUUUUUUUCUGAUAUACUUUAGCGAGAUUCCUUUUUAAUUACUACAAGCAAUAGCAUUUUUACACAACUUGCCAAUUUCCAGUAUUUAUAACCGCACUGGGCACUUAAUUUCAGUUUAUUAUAUUUUGAAUUAAAAAAAUAAAUAAAAUGAAGUUUAUUUAUUCCAGUGUAUAUUUAUGCAUACAAUAUAUUCCAUUGCAGUUAUAAUUCAUAACAGUAGCACUUCUUUAUGAUUUCUUUAAAGGUUUCUCCUAGUAAUAUACAGUACCACUUUAGUGAUUAUGAUGUUAGGCUUACCCUGGCAUCAUUCCCUGUUAAUGGGGCAAACCAAUUUUCAAAGGUUUGUUUCUUGCCUGGGUUCUUCUGCAGAGUUCCAGAAACAGGAUGCCCAUCCUGACAGUCAUUCAUUGCCUGAUAGCAUCAACUGCGCGCUUUUAACCAAUGAAUGAAUGUCUGUGUACACAAUAUGAACAGAAUUGGCAUUAGCCAGCCCAGAACUAGUCGUUAACAGAUCUAAAUGUGCCAACCUCUUUUCGUUCGUCCUUUCUUCCAUUCAACUCCUCUCUUUGUUAUCCUUCUGCUUACCCUCUUUUUCCCUUUCAGCAGUCUCAUCCAUGACUGCUUCCUGUUUUCCUUUAUAACGUUCUCCUAUCUAUAUCAUCACACCUUCUCCCCCUCUCUGUUAAAGCUCACUCCACUCACUCGUCAUUUUAUUCCAGAAUCUUUCUUACGGUGUCCACUGCCUCCAUCCUAUGUAUAUCUUUAAUAUUCCCAUAGCAGCUCCCUAUCCUCUUUUGUGAGAGAUACAUUUUACUGUUGAUAAAGUUACCCCCAAAACAUCUGUGCACUCCAUGUAAUUUUACUUAGUAACUAAGUUUACUUAGUUUAUGUUUUUCUUUAGUUAGCGAGUGAGCUAGUGGCUACAGUAAUUAGGACUAUCAUUAUUUUUCAUAUUUAUUUUUAUCAAACAGGUUUAUUGGAUGUAUAUGGAUUUGAAUCCUUUCCACAAAACAACCUGGAGCAGCUGUGUAUAAAUUACGCCAAUGAGAAACUUCAGCAACAUUUUGUGACUCAUUAUUUGAAAGCUCAGCAGGUAAUCACCGCAUACUGCGCAGUGCGCCCAAAUGGCCUUUGCUGAAACUUUGCCAGGGAUGGUCGGCGUAGACCGACCUGGACAAUUAAUAUCAUAGGCCAGGGUUGGCAACCUUUGGCACUCCAUAUGUUGUGGACUUCAUCACCCAAAACGCUCUUACAGACAAAAUGCUGAGGAUGCAUCAUGGCAGGUGUAUUGCAUGUUACCGAACGUGAAUACUUGGUCAAACUUUGUAGUUCAGUUCAACUUGUCAAAGAGGUUUGUCAUAUCAGAUAUAAUCCUAACCAGUGGGUCACACAAAUAAUUAAUGAUGGUUUGACUAAUGCAGGCGUGUUGAUCAGCUGCAGAGACUUCUUGGGCUUAGUUCAGACAAAGAGCUUGCAGCUCUCCAAUAGCUGUAGUGGAGGCAGAGAGUAACGCCUGACGGACCCCAGGCCAGAAGUCAAUCUGUUCUAAAAUAGUCUGACUGCACACAUUGGGUUGGCACUAGGGCACUUCUGGUACCAUAACCACUAUAGGAAGCUCUAAUGGUUUUGAUGCUUGGAGUGUUCCUUAUAAAUAACUCCAUCAUUCCACCCGUAACAUCCAAUUAACCAAUAAAAUCCCCUUCUCCCAACAAAAAAGGUUUCCAAUUUCCCAGUACUCUCAUCAACCCCACACAACUGCCAAAGCCCAUCUGCUCCCAUACUUGUCUCCCUGUACUACACUUUAUUUGGGCUGUGUGGCCAGCGGUGAUCAAACUGCAUUCUUUGAUGUGCCACACAUUCCUGUUUCCCAAUAUGCUUUUAGUGAGGUUCCUGCCAACACUGGCAGCAUGCUGUUCAUGAAUAGAGUGGUGGUUAUAUACUAUAAGAUUCAAACUGCAGGAUAGUCCUGUCAUCCUCCCGAAUGUCACAUGAGGGGGACUAUCCUCACCCCCUUAGCAGCCUAAUGAUUUUUAUUUUUACCUUGGAUGGCUGCUUUCAGAAGAAGCCAAUUUAUGUUGAAAAUAAACCAAAGAAACACUGGUAUCCUGCUCCCACUCCACAACCAGUAGGGAUUAUUGGUCCUAAUGGGAUUCCCAUUGGGGCUUCAGCCUUCAAAGCUGUCAGCCGUCGAUGAAUGGAUAUUGAUGGUUUGUAUCAUCUAGCUGCAAUAGAUAUUAACAGAACACUCCAGCAUUCUAAAUACACUCUUUAGAUUCAAGGCCCCCUUCCUGUAAAAUAAAGCAGUUCCUUACCUCUUAUCCAGACGCAAGAGGGUCUUCUUGUCACAACUCCACUAUGCCACUGGGAAAUCACUAGUGGAGAUCUCCCAAACAAUCCAGUGUUCUAGAAAAGCCUCAUGUCCUCUUUAAACCAGCAUUGUAGGGAUUUGGGGAAGGGGUAAAAUCCGAGAGCAGUCUGGGAGCAAACUGAAGUGCUCUAGAGGUUUUACUAGACACAUAAUAUAAUAUAAAAUGCAUUAAUAUGCUGAGCUAAUAAUGAAUUUGUUUAAAUAAAACUUGCGUUACAAUUUAUGGUUUCUGCCUGUCGAUAACAGAGUGAUGCCUGUCAAUAUCAGAGUGCUGGAACCAAAUAUCAUACCCACAUAUUGCCCAUCUUCUGGCCAAUAUCCCUAAUGUAUGUUACCUAAACUUCUUGUGUAUGUGCCUACAUGAUACUAGCACAAGUUAAAGCGAAAAUGUCACUUGUAAGAUUUUUGCAUGACUGCAAAUAGUUGUGCCCUUAUUUAUUUUAAUUUUUAAUAUUACCAAUUUAAUUAUUUUAGCUUUACAUGCCCUAAUGGGCAUGGGAUUAACUGAUCCCGGGCAGUGCAGUAGACUUAGCACAUUUGCACAUAUGGCACUAAUAAAGAAAUAUUUUAAGAGGCCAAGUGCUGGAAUGACAUUUCUGUGGAGAUGCACGCGCUGAGUGAGCAUGUCAAGGCAUCAUAGGAUAGUGAAGUCUCUCAAAGCACAGAUAUGGAACAAAGUUACCUCCAUUGCUUUAUUCACCAUGGUAACCACUGCACCCUCAUUUACUGGGGGUGAGGAAAUAAGAAUUUGUCAUGGCUAAAGGAAAAAACUUUUUAAGUUCCUGUUUUAAAAUGUAAUGGAGCACAUAACUUCAUUUGUUGUUGAGUUUUCCUGGCGUUUAUACUGUUUACCGUUCACCAAAAGUAUGGCUGUUAUCAAGCCACAUAUUUGAAAUGUAUGGAACAUGGCUGCAGUUAGUAAAUUGCAACAAGCCAUAAGUAUUUUCUAAUUUUACAGGACGAAUAUGCAGCUGAAGGACUUGAAUGGUCUUUCAUUAGCUACCAGGAUAACCAGAGCUGUGUAGCCCUCCUGGAGGGAAACCCUGUCAGUGUCUUCUCCCUGCUCAAUGAGGUAUGUAACUGUGCUGUUCAUGAAAUAUUUAUCCAUAUUUACUAAUAUAAUUAAAUGGUCCCUGUGAUGGAGAGGUAUGUUUCUAUAUGUUAAAUGUAUGCUAUUUAACCCCUUAAGGACACAUGACAUUUCUGACAUGUCAUGAUUCCCUUUUAUUCCAGAAGUUUGGUCCUUAAGGGGUUAAAUGUUGCAAUGAACAUAUUCACCCUAGAACUCACAUAGAUCAACAGGGCUGAAAAUUUGCACUGGAUAUUGGUGAAUGAAAAUGUAGUAUUUGAAAGUAGAAAUUAAACACGUGUGAGUGUGCGAUGGACCUUCCAAGCUUGCAGUGACGAGUCACAUAACGCCUGGCUAGUAGCUUAUGACACACACACACACUUUCUUUAUUGUUUGUUUUAAUUAUAUAUAUAUUUUUAAUUAUUAUAGUUGUUAAGCUAGUGGUCUACUUUUUAUUUUCUGGUUUGACCUCCCCUUCAUUGUCAUAUUAUUGUUUCUACAAAACCUUUUCCAGUGUAGUGGUCAUGUGAACUGUUAUCUGAUCUUUUAGGGUCCCCAGUCCCCUUCUCUGUGGAGAUGACAUUUUUUUUUUUUGUUUGUUUAUUUUUUUUUUCUUUCUUUUACUGCAAGGACAGGUUAUAGACACCAGAACAACUACAUUAAGCUGUAGUGGUUCUGGUAACUAUAGAGUCCCUUUAAGUUUAAAUUUGCUUUGAAUUCCAGACCAUUGAUAUUUUUAUGAAUGAUCCUAUUAGACAAACAAUGUUAAUUGAAGUGUAUCUAAGACUUAAGAUAACAAUUAAUUUGAUAAUUCACAUGCUUCUUUCAUUUUCUGGAAUAAUACCUGGAAGAAUAAUUUCUUGUUUUGAAUGUUUCCUGUGAAGUGCCAGGUAUUACAAGAUUGUGUUGCAAAAACACUUGGUACCAGCAAACCGUGCAUUGUGAAAAUUGCAUCUGCUUAUUCAUAUUAGGCCCUGGACAUUUAGAAGAACAGUUUCCAAAUUACAAUUUAAUCUAAGAUACAAAACACUCUGGUCCCCCAGCUUCUGUCUUUCUUUUGCUGAUCUAAAAUAAGAUGAAAACCACCAUUUAAAGUGACUUUUAAUUUUGUUCCAAAAUGGGAAAAAUCCUUCUUCACUCUUAAAGGGUCCUUGGCGCGCACAUUAGACCUCCCCAUAGGAAAGCAUUAUGUAAUGCUUUCCUAUGGGGAAAAUCUGGCGCUGAAGGUCCUCAUGCAGAGUGUGAGGACGUCCAGCGUCAGAUACCGGACCAAAGGUCCUUUUGGAUUCCGGAAGCGCCCCCCAGUGGCUCUCUGGUAGACAGCCACUGUGGGCAGACUUAGAGCUGCAAUGUAAACGUUACAGUUCUCUGGAACUGCAAUGUUUUACAUUGCAGCACUAAGUGCAAUAGAGACACAGCACCCAGACAACUUCAAUGAGCUGAAGUGGUAUGGGUGCCUACAGUGCCAACAGCAGAAGAGGACCAGCAGGAUGAUGGUGGCUGCGUCCACAACGGACCGGUUCAGGUAAAUGAAACUCUCCUUUGCCUGCACCCCUGCCAUUGGACCACCUGUGGCAUUGUCUUCUUCGUGGGUCUAUACAAAAUAUACAAGUCCUCAGAUGGUUUAAAUUGGGUCAAAUCCUGGUCACUGUGGCCAACCAUGAAUACAUCUUUCCCUGCAGGCCAAUUUAGCACAGAAAAACAAUACAAAUUGUGACAAACUGUGCCAAAGAAAAAAAUAAAUAAAAUCUAUGCAAAUAUACAUACAUAUUACAGAUAUGUUAUUGCACUUAAAGACGAAAAAAAAAUAGAAAAAACUUAGAAGAAACAAGUAUUCUUUAAUUCCAAAAACACACUGCACUGAUUUUAUUGGAACUUUCAUUGACUCUUCAAAGUGUGAGACGUUAUAAUUCCUGUCUCAGGAUGGAAUCCAACCAAGAGCAGUGGAUAUCUCACACGUUGAGGCUCAUCCAAAAUAUGAAAUAUAAGGAACAAAUAUUUGCACGGUUUGUUUAGCAGCUUCUUUUUCUAGUACAGAGUUACAUGCUAGCUCUCUUUCCAAAUAUGACAUGUGUUCCUCUUUUUAGGAAUGUCGCUUGAAUCGGUCCUCAGACGCUGCCCAGCUCCAGUCUCGUUUGGAAAAAGCACUCUCUCAUAACAAGUGUAUUGGAAGGGACAUGUUUAGCAAGCUGCCUAAUUUUAUUGUAUCCCAUUAUGCUGGCAAAGUGCAAUACCAAAUCGAAGACAUGGCAGAGAAAAACAAGGUACUGAAAUCCAAACCGUACAAUCUAUACUAGUAUUUCAAUUGUUCUCUUCGACUAGAACAGCUGUGGUUUAGUAUUUUUAGUUUCUAGUUUAAUAAGGAAGAACACGAUGUGUGUACCUGGGUUUGGGAAUUAAACUCAGAAGAACAUUUUGAGACCUUCAUGUAACAGCUUGGAGUACACUAUUUAGCAGAUGUUCCUCCAUCAGCAACAUGCCGAAUGGGGGUGUAAUAGAGGGUUUAAACCUCUGUGUAGUUAGCUUAGUGGAGGUCAUACUACUAUACUACCCAUAAGGUUUUUUUAUUUUAAUUUUAAACUUAUAAUGAUCAAAUGGGCAUGCUAUCGGAUGCAUUUGUUCCUGAAUUUCUUUAAAAUUGUUGCUCUGUAAAUGUCUGGAUCUUUUACUUUGCUUUAAAAUCUGUGCUUUAUGCAUGCAGAUCCCGAUACAAACAUCAAAUACAUUCGGGCAGUGCUGUAUUUGGACAGGAUUUUGCAUUAGUAAAUAUGAGAAUUCAGAGUCCAGAUGUAACCUGGUUAUAGUGAACGAGUUUUUGUUGGGUUUGUAAUAUAACGGUCAGGGCUCCAUGGAUUCCCGCAGUAAAAUGUCUAUCUUCCAUGAGCCCCCAAAUAUCUUGUCUUCUGCAAGCAACUGUUGCCACCAAUAGUAGUUCCAGUAGAAAGUGGACUUAUUUUUAUGUUCUUUGAUUCCAUACAUUUACAAUCUGAAACCUUCUUGAAAUAGGAUCCAGUUCCUCCAGAACUCCUCCAGCUCCUUCAAGAAUCUGAGGACAGCUUACUUAAGAAGCUCUUUCCUGACGAGAACAAUAAAGUAACUGAUGUAAACACACAUAACCGGACUGCUGUGGUGACUGUCGUCUCCAAAUUUAAGGUUGGUCUUCCACAGUCCACACUUCUUUGAUAGAAUAUAAAUAUCUGCUACAUAAUUGACUCCCCUAUGUAAUGCAUGAUUUGUUUUCCGAAUCUAGGUCUUGAAUUCUUCAUUUUCAUUGUGCUUCUUUUGAAAUUCUAGUCCUUAUCAUUUAAAGUGACCCUGUAAGCACCAAAACCACUACAAGGUAUUGGUGCAAGGAGUCUUUGGGCGAAAUCUGGGUUCUCUUGGCAUUUAGAGUCAUAGAAACAUAGAAUGUGAUGGCAGAUAAGAACCUUUCGGCCCAUCUAGUCUGCCCAAUUUUCUAAAUACUUUUAUUAGUCCCUGGCCUUAUCUUAUAGUUAGGAUAGCCUUAUGCCUAUCCCACGCAUGCUUAAACUCCUUUACUGUGUUAACCUCUACCACUUCAGAGUCCAGUCCCUAUGCUGCUCAUCUCAACAUCAUGAGGAAUUACCAAUAUACAUUUGGAUGGUAAUGAAUAUGGUACAUGCAAUAGCACAAGUUAGCAAAAACAUGUUGACGUCUGAGUGGGGAUUUACUGAAGGACAAGCUACGCAGUUUCUCUAAGUUUUUGCUUGUUCUCAGAUUUCUUAUAUUUGUUUUUGUUUCCCAGAAUGUUCAGACUGGUCUUUUAAAUGCCAUUAAUUGUUCAUGUUAUUCUGUUGCCUGUUAUCCUCCAUCCUGGCUUGGACAAGAAACAAUAUUUAGUAAAAUGUAUGCUUCUUUCUCCUUACUCCAUAAUGAGCAAUAUGGCUGAAAUGGUUAUCUGAGUGCCGUAUAGAGCGUUAGAAGAAAGAUCAGGGCCUUUGCUUAAUAAAAGAAGCCAUUAACUAAUCUGUGGAUUUGAUAAUUCAGUUAUUUAUUAAGGAUUUUGUCAUAUUCUUCACAUUGUGUCUUUGAAGGGAUCUCUAGAACGUUUAAUGCAGAUUUUGCACAGUACAACUCCACACUACAUCAGAUGUAUCAAGCCAAACAUGGAGUGCAAAGCAAUGAUAUUCAGAAAGGAAGAGGUAAGCUGUUGUGUUUGUAAUGCAUGUUUGCGGAUGGGGAAAGGGAUCAUUCUGUUUUACUAGGUAAUACCUGGUGUGUAAUGUAAUGAUAUGUGAAUUACCCCAGAGAAGAAACAUAUGGUGAAUGCUGAUACCCCCCUUUUUUUUUUCAUCCGUACUGUAUUUUGUUCACAUUCUAUUUUUGAUUGAAAAAGUAGUCGCCAAUCUGCGCCUUUCUCUUGGCCACAUUAUUUUUUAGAUAAUUUUUUUAGGAGGCAGCAGAAACAUGGAGGUUGCUUUAUUUAUUUAUUUUUCUCUACUCAAAACAGAGUAAAAAUACCUUCACCAUUUGAAACAUUACUAUUCUUUAAGCGGCUACAAUUUCCCAAAGGGGCUGAUAACUUUGACCAUCUCAGGUUUGAGCUCUAGUUGCCCCAGCCCACAUUCUUUUUUGUGAUAAAGACAAUAUUAUCUGAUUUCCUGUAUUACCACAUGGCUGGCCAUCUUACGGGCAGUAAUGCUCUGUCUGCCAUGUUAGUGGGUAUUCAGUCUGUAAAGGCUGGCUUUAGAAAUAGAUUUUCUGCAGAAGUGAAAGCUUAUCACUCCGUAGAGGUAGAUCUUCUGCAUUUAUACGUUGAUUACAUGUGUAAUUUUACUGGUUUCCAAAUUAACAGCAUGGAACUGCACUCAAUCCCUACCAAUCUGAAUCUGGGUGCAACAAAAUCAGGUCUCCGUACCAGGAAACAAAAUGCUUAAUGUAGAAACCCACAGCCAAAUCACAACAUUUCAACCUACAUGGUCUUUUUCAAGCUUGAAAAAGACCAUGUAGGUCGAAACGUUACGAUUUGGCUGUGGGUUUAAAUUAAUUGCCUUUUGUUGAAUUUUGGAGUGCCUGGACCUUUCUACACUUUCUAUAUUUUACUGGUUUGUCAAUUGAAGAUGACAGUGAUCUCACAAGGUCAGUUAUCAUCUUGAAGCACCUUAUUAUUUGAUAAUGAGCAAUCGACUGUAAUAUGGUUAACAUUUAUAGUAAUAAAUCCUUAAAGUAUAUUACACAGUGAAAUUGUAAGUUGAAAAUAUUUGCAUCCCAAACAUUAAUAGGGUGUGUUGUAUUCUUGUAGGUGCUCAGUCAGCUGGAGGCCUGUGGCAUUGUGGAGACUAUUCACAUAAGUGCAGCUGGCUUCCCUAUAAGGUAUGUAGCAUUAACAACCUGAUAAAACCUGCAUUAAGACCUCUCUCUAACCGUGAAUAAAUUCUGUCAGUUAAGGAAAACAUGUUGCACAAUUAGCUCCUUAGAAGACACAUUCAUAUUUUUAGCAAUUUAAUUGGAUACGUAGGAAUUAAAAUGGACGCCCCCAGGGAGCAAGGCCAAGCCCUAUUUAAAGUAGCUUAAAGAAGAAUAUCCUCUUUGGAAUUUUCUUAACCAUUGUUCCCUAAUUGUUAUGGGAAUAAUGAAAUGCUGCAUGCUGAAUUCCAUGAUACAUAGUAGUGAGGGGGAAUACAGGGCAGUAGAGUAAACUGUAAAUAUAAUCUGGUAUAAAAUAUAUACAUACUAAUGUACUACAUUGUUUGUUUUGUUUUUAGAAUUUCUUUUCAAAGCUUUGUGGGGCGCUAUGGGAUAAUUGCUCCCUGGCAGUCAACCUUGCAGAGUUAUAUAAAGGACUGCUCACCUGCAAAGAAGAGGCGAGGUAACCAGCCAUUUUCAUACUGUUGUACCAUUCUGCUAGAAGUCAACAAUCCUAAGUAA